CAUUGUUACCGUGUUACGUUACGUUACGUGUUCGUGUUUGUUUCUUAAUUAAAUGUGGUGCUAUUAAUGCUAUUAUUGAAACUAAACUAUGGAAGUGGAUGUGGAAGAAGAAGAGAUACAACUUCACCUAUCCUCGAACGAUGAUUCCUGCAGUUCAAACCAACCGCAGCAGCGAAACCUUACUGUAGAAGUAGAAAUUCACGCUCCUCCAACCAAGAGUAGACAUUCAGAGGAAGUUCAUGCUCCUUCAAAAGCCAGCUCAGAUGAACUAAGCGACAUUUUAAAAAAGCAAAAGCUUUCCCUUAUCGUCGACGAAUCCACUGACAAAGGCGACUCAAAAAACCUUGUUCUGGCCACUAGGUAUUUCGGCAGUAAAGUGUGCGAUGCCAGAGAUAGAUUCUUUGAUUUAAUUACUCUCCCUGAAGGUAAAGCAGAUCAUGUAUCUCUUUAUAAUUCAGUUAAAACGUCAUUUGAGCAGAAAGAUGUUCCUUAUAAAGAAAACUUGAUUGGGUUUGGUGCUGAUGGUUGUAAUGUUAUGCAUGGCUGUCACCAUUCAGUUAAAACUUUGUUAAUGAAGGAUUGUCCUUUUCUUUUUACGUCAACAUGUAUUUGCCAUUCUUUUGCAUUGUGAGUAAAUAAAGGGGUUGCAGAGCUCCCUAGACAUUCAGAAGAUUGCUUACGAGACGUUUGCAAUUUUAUUAAAAAUAGUGCCAUCAGAUAUGCGCAUUUGAAGGCGUGUCAGGUUAUAUGUGAGCUUAAACCAAAUAAAAUGUUGAAAAAAGUAGAUACUCGAUGGCUGUCAUUAGGAGAUGUUAUGGCCCGGGUUAUCCGUUAUGAUUCAAUGAUUCAAUUGAAUUCGUUAUGAUUCUGUUAUGAUUCAAUUCAAAAAAUUGAUCUUGAAUUUCGAGGUAUAGUACAAGAGAGAUCUUUGAAAAGCUCUGAUCUUCGCCUUAGUCUAUGUAUCAAACUAAAAUGACUCUAAAGUUGUUAAUAAAAUGUGCCUCUUCCUUAA
Bemisia tabaci is the source of this 1012-nucleotide messenger RNA. The record is from RefSeq and is a predicted model, not a curated record. Lineage: Eukaryota; Metazoa; Arthropoda; Insecta; Hemiptera; Aleyrodidae.